Macrosteles quadrilineatus (aster leafhopper) is the source of this 684-nucleotide messenger RNA. RefSeq lists its product as uncharacterized. The transcript has 2 exons. Lineage: Eukaryota; Metazoa; Arthropoda; Insecta; Hemiptera; Cicadellidae. The record is from RefSeq and is a predicted model, not a curated record. Bases 1 to 684 code for a protein of 227 amino acids.
AUGACUAACUGUGGUGCGUGUAAAAAAUUGAUCGUUGGAGAGAACGAAACGAUUAAAUGUGGGAAAUGUAUCAAAACGUUUCACUUGGGCUGUACUCCAAUACAGUCUGAGGCCAACAUAGCCCAGCUGGGAGUGAGAACGGAAACGUGGGAAUGUCCAAAAUGUACCUCGCAGUCAGAAGAAACCGUAGAGAGUUUCGUGGACGAAGUGGUCACAAGAAGUGUUAUUGAAGAUAUUUUGGGAGAGAUGAAGACGAGUUCCACACAGAAAAUAGAAGCUGUGACGAAAGAGUUGGACGUGAUGAAAAAGUCUGUUAUGUACUUGUCAAGGCAAGUGGAUGAGUACAAGAAUACCGUACAACUGGUAGAGGAGGAAAUGGGUCGCCUACAGACGGAAAACUCCAGGUUGCAGACCAAGAACGGGAACAUGUGGAGAACCGUGAUACGUCUGGGAGAUGACGUCACUGAGCUGCAGCAGCUGAGGUGGAGAGAGGCAAGUGGAGGAGUUCAGGCAGCUAGAGAGGUGGUAGACGAGGUUGGUUCACCUAAAGCGGCUUUGGCACUGUGUCUCAGCUUUCUCUCAGUAGCUGGUAUUUUGGGCUUCAUCGCUUCAAGAGUGUUUAAAAGAGCAAUGAAAAUCAUCACGAAUGAGCAAGAGAAGCAGAACUCAACUUUCCUCUUUUGA